UACGGACCAGGCCACACAUCACGUCUAUACAGACGCAUCUUUGUACUCCAAGUCUCCCGAGCUGGCGGCGUUCGCGCUGGCCCACGUCAUGCAGGACUCCACGGGGUUUGCGUGCCAGGGCUAUGUGGCGGCACGAGCGGUGACAUCUCACUCCUUCGACAGCAUGGCUGAGCAGACCCACAGCACCGAGGUUGAACUUUUAGGCGUUGUCUGGGCGGCGAUCUUCUCUCUUCAGUUGCCCAUGGAUGAGCAGGUGUACAUCAUCUGCGACAAUAUGGCGGCGGUCGACAAAGCUUUGAGUCGUGUGCGCUUGGUUUCCGAUUUGGACAAGAUGGCUGCCACUGUUCUCAGCGACGUGCAGCGUGUACGACCGUUGUCGGUGGUGCAGGAGCCAGGUCACAAGGACUACCCAUGGAAUGAAGCUGUCGACUCGAUAUCCAGGCAUUUUACCAAAGAAUCCAAUGUGCCACCAGACCUACCGCAGGUCACAGAGGUGUCAGGAAGCGUCGGGCCAAAUGAUUCAUUAGAUUUCAACGGAUGUGAGCUCCAGAAGAUUUCAAAUCAGUACAGCAUGAAGAUCACGAACACGCUUAUCCCUCACGAACAUCCUGAAACUUUCCGAGCGAAGUGCGGCACACUGCAUAGACUGGACUACAUCGUACUGCAGGACAGCAUCCAUGAUUGUGCGAAGACCUGCUACGUUAUGACCGACUUGGAUUUUGGUGGCAAAUCCCCUGAUCACUGGCCAGUUGUUGUCACUAUUGAGGCUGCAAAAUAUUACUCGACACCUGAAGCAGGGAGAAAGAGGCUCGACAGGCAGAAGCUAGCGGAUCCUAUCAGGCAAAACAAAUUCCGACAAGCUCUCCUGGUGAUGCCAGUGGCGCCGUGGACCACGGACAUCAAUCAGCAGGUUGAUGACUUCAAUGCCAAGAUCAACCAGCUCACAGAUGAGUUGUUUGCCGAGGGCCGCUUUUCUCCUAGGAAGCCCUACAUCAAGACAGGCACUAUGGCCCUCAUCAGACUACGCAGGUUGCUGCGAUUUAAUGGCAAGCAGGCCAAGAGAUGCGACCACAAUCUCCUGCCCCAGAGAUUCAAGCAAGACGGCUCUGCUAUCGCCUCCGAGCUGGAGUGGGCUGAGGCCCUGAGGUCUAUCUCAAUGAUUCCGUCUCCGUCAUGGCUUGCUACCAGAUUACGUGGGGUCAAAGCCCACCGCGCACCUGGCCAUGAUCUAGUGCAGAACGCUGUCCUCAAAGCUGCGCCUGAGGCUGUUUUGCCGCAUGUUCUGGCGAUCACAGCCAAGACUGGGCCUCUGGUGCAGGAGGCGGCCAUGCACAAAGCAGGACUGGCUUGUGGGCUCCACAAGGGCAAGAGCGGCAAGAUGACGGCUGAGAUGUACCGCUCGAUCAUGCUGAACUCUGAUGUGAUCAGGCACCACCACGCAUUUCUUCGAGCAGCCAUGUCGGACUGCAUCAAGAUACUCAUGGUGGACUCGCAGACUGGUGGUAUCAAGGGCCGCCGUGCAGGUAUGGCUUCUCAGAUGGUAAGAGUCUUCAGACACAUUGCCAAGGCCAGGAAGUUUAUUGCGAUAGUACUGUUCGUGGAUUUGGUGGCCGCCUUUUACUCGUUGUUGCGUCAGGCUGGGAUCCCGCUCAAAGGAACCGAGAACUACAUCGAUCAAGUUCUUGAUAAUGCACCUGCGCUGGCGCACCCGCUGCUGGAAGCUGUUCUAGCGGCGCCAGUGUUGGUCGACACCAGAGUUGACCAACACCUGGUGGCGCAAGUGAUUGAGGCCCAUCGGCUCACCCACUUCAGAAUGCCAGGGGAUACGCAAUGGAUUGUCUCGCAAAGGAGUUCCCGGGCUGGCAACCCACUAGCCGACUUCUUCUUCAAUGUCGUGUAUGCCCGACCACUGAGAGGAAUCAAAUUGGAUAUGCAACAGGCUGGUAUUGCCAUGGACCUCAAGGACUGUAUUGAUGUAUCCGAGCAGGUAUUUUCCCAAGGCCUCACAGUGGAGAACGACACGUUUACGGACUCCACCUUCGUUGAUGAUUCUGGUUUUUGCUCCCCAUGUUACGACCCCACAGCAGUGCGGGAUCAAGUCUCGUUGCUCGGCAGGAUCGUGAGGAAGCAUAUGUUGGGAUCUGGUUUUCAACUUCACUUCGGGAAGGGCAAGACGGCUGCGGUUAUCUCCUAUAAUGGCGAGGGUUCCCUGCAUGCGAAGAGGACCAUGGCCAGGUUCUCAGCCAUUGCGCUAGAUAGCACAUCGAACGAUCGUAUUGUCCUCGAGCAGGCUUACAAGCAUGUCGGUGGCAUCUACACUGGCGAUGGGAGCACAGCGCAGGAGGUUGCUAGAAGGAAGAACAAGCAUUCUAUGGCACUGAGGCCGCUUAGGGCAUCGGUCAUCAAGUACGAGAUUGACACAAAGGACAAGCUCAAGUACAUCGACGCGUUGUGCAGCACGCACUUGUUCUUUCAGGCGGAGACAUGGGACAAUAUUUCUGCAUCGUGCACGACCAAGUUGAACCAUGCAUUGCUAUCAGGGUACCGAGUGGGCACCAAGAAAUUGCACAGCCUGCUCACAGUCGGGCGUACGACAGACUCGGAAGUAUUAGCUAUCGCCAACAGGAUGGAGUUUGGUGAUAUUCUACGCUUCCGACGACUACGCUACGUAGCUCGGCUGGUGCACUCAG
This is a messenger RNA of Prorocentrum cordatum, 2690 nucleotides long. NCBI's taxonomy places the organism in Eukaryota, Dinophyceae, Prorocentrales, Prorocentraceae. The record is from the annotation of a GenBank genome assembly.